AAUGAAUUACUUGCGAGAUACAUUUACGUCUUCUUGACUUGACCAUUUGUCAGUUGUUGUCAGACUGUCAUUGAUCUAUGUGUCCCAUGUCAGUCGUGUCACCUGUCACCCUUAGUGACUUAUCGGAGUGUCGGCUGUCAUCUUAAUUUUUUCCAUCUUUGUAAGGUUAUCUUCAAAGUUCAAAAUAUUGAAGACUUUUUUUUCAUGAGAUAUUGUCGGGAAUAGUUUCUUGUAUAGUGCAAAAUAUGAAACCCAUCAUGUUACAAGGGCACGAACGUGCUAUAACACAAAUCAAAUACAAUAGGGAAGGCGAUCUCUUAUUUUCUUCCUCAAAAGAUAAUAAACCAAAUGUAUGGUUUUCCCUGAAUGGUGAACGCUUGGGCACAUUCAAUGGUCACCAAGGAGCAGUUUGGUGUAUAGAUGUUGAUUGGACUACAACUAGGUUUAUGUCUGGAGCUGGUGACAAUACAUUCAAAAUAUGGGAUUGUGCAACAGGAAAAGAAAUAGGAAAUAUUUCUACUGCUUCCUCAGUCAGAACCUGCAUGUUCAGUUAUUCAGCAAAUAUGGCAGUUUAUACAACAGAUAGGGCUAUGAAACAACCCUGUGAAAUGUUUAUUAUUGAUACAAGGCUGGUUGAUGACAGUAUAAGUAACCAGGCCCCAAUUUUGAGGAUUCCCAUUAAGGAUGCUAGAAUUUCAUCAAUUCUGUGGGAUAAUGUUGAUGAAAGUAUCAUCAGUGGACAUGAGAAUGGAGAAAUAACACAAUGGGACCUCAAGACUGGUAGACAGAUAAAUUCUGUGAAAGAACAUAGUCUCCUUAUCAAUGACAUGCAAUGGAAUAAGGAUGGCACUAUGUUUAUUACUGCUUCUAAAGAUCAUACUGCUAAAUUGUUUGAUGCAAAAGAUUUGCUUCUUCUGAAGACCUAUAAAACAGAACGCCCAGUGAACUCAGCAGCAAUAAGUCCUAUUUUUGAACAUGUGGUUGUUGGUGGUGGACAAGAUGCUAUGGAUGUCACUACUACCUCUGCCAGAGUAGGUAAAUUUGACUCCAGGUUUUUCCAUAUGGUGUUUGAAGAAGAGUUUGGAAGAGUGAAAGGACACUUUGGUCCCAUCAAUAGUGUUGCUUUCCAUCCUGAUGGAAAAAGUUACAGUUCUGGAGGUGAAGAUGGUUUUAUUAGAGUUCAUACUUUUGAUUCUUCAUACUUUGAAUAUAAUUUUGAUUAUUAACUAGUAUACUUCAUUGUGAAAGUAUGAAUCCUGGAAAUAAAACCAUUUUAUA
Molecule: messenger RNA, 1278 nt
Organism: Phaedon cochleariae (mustard beetle)
Lineage: Eukaryota; Metazoa; Arthropoda; Insecta; Coleoptera; Chrysomelidae
Source: the annotation of a GenBank genome assembly